Messenger RNA from Trichophyton benhamiae CBS 112371, 957 nucleotides. RefSeq lists its product as uncharacterized. The transcript is spliced from 2 exons. Bases 1 to 957 code for a protein of 318 amino acids. NCBI's taxonomy places the organism in Eukaryota, Fungi, Ascomycota, Eurotiomycetes, Onygenales, Arthrodermataceae. The record is from RefSeq and is a predicted model, not a curated record.
AUGCCACAGGCCAGAACGAUCGCAGUCGUCAAUGCCACCGGCCGUCAAGCCGCGUCCCUCGUCCGCGUCGCUUCGGCCGUCGGAUACGCCGUGCGCGCGCAGGUGCACUCCCUCGAGGGCGUCAUCCCCCGCGAGCUCGCCAGCCUGCCCGGCGUCUCGCUGCUGCAUGGCCCCUUGCUCGACAAUGCCGCCCUCAUGAACUCGCUCUUCCAGGGCGCCACGCACGCCUUCAUCAACACCACCUCCCAGGCCGGCGACGAGGUGGCCAUCGGCCGCGCCCUCGCAGACGCCGCGAAGCGCGCCGGAACCGUCCAGCACUACGUCUACAGCAGCAUGCCCGACCACUCCGUCUACAACCCAAGCUGGAUCAGCCUGCCGCUCUGGAGCUGCAAGUUCGCCGUCGAGAACUACAUCCGCCAGCUGGGGCUGCCCGCCACCUUCGUCUACGCCGGCAUUUACCACAACAACUUCACCAGCCUGCCCUACCCGCUCUUCUGCAUGGAGCUGCUGCCCGACGGCGGCUUCGAGUGGCGCUCGCCUUUCCCGCCUGAUAUCCCGCUGCCCUGGCUCGACGCUGAGCACGACGUUGGGCCGACUGUGCUGCAGCUCUUCAAGGACGGGCCCAAGCGCUGGAACGGCGACCGGUACACCUGGUCGCCCAAAGUCGAGAUCAAAGUGUCUGUCCCCUCCGGCUACCGCGAGCAGCUCGAGGGCAUCGAGGUCCUCUUCGGCCAGAUGAAGGCCCCUUACUUCCCCAACCCGGAGUUCCACACCCCGGCCCGCAUCGCCGGCUCAGAGAAGCCCGUCGUCCUCGAAGCUGGGCCGGACGGCGUGGUGCCCCUGCCCGUCGUCGACGAGGCGCGCAGCCUGUGGGAAGGCUGGCGCAGCAUGGAGGAGUAUGCGCGCGAGGCCUUUCCCGUCGAGGAGGAGGCCAACGGCCUCGACUGGAUGCUGUAG